AUUGUAUACUUCGUAAUGUUUUGAAUGUAGGGCGGAAGAUUAAGUGAUUUUUAUCCCCUUUUCUGUUAUUUUUGGUAUUUCUCACUGGUGUUUGUGAUUAUUUGAUAAGUACUUUGUUUUUCCUUGUUGCUUGUUACGCCGUUUUUGGUAAGAAAUAUGUGAUAUUUAAAUGCAAAACUUUGGAACUAUGUACCCCCUAUGCAGUUUUCAUGGAGAAAAUCCGAAUGCUAGCUGUCAAAGGUAUUUCAUCUUGUUAUGAUGGUUCGGUGCUUAGUGGACGACCGUGCAUGCUGAAAAAAUGUCUUAUCCUAAUUCCAACGCCUAUACAAAUAAGCCACCCCCUUUAGCAAUACCGCCGAAAAUACGGAGGGAGCAGAGACAUUGGUCUCAAAGUAUCAAUGAGACAGUCGUGUCCACAGGGACGGGGCAGGAGGAUGGGUUAGGAAUCACGCUGUCCGGUGGGGCGGACAAUGGACAGUUCGUGUGGAUAGAGGCCAUCAAAUCCGACCAGCUUACAUAUCAUAGCGGAAAACUUUACACUGAUGAUCUGAUAUUAGAAAUACAAGGACAGAAAAUUGCUGGAUAUACUUUGAGAGAUGCUAAUAUUUGGUUAAAACAGGUCAGCCAGAAUGGGGCACCUGUAAUGAUAAAAAGUAUAAAAAUAGGUUUACUGCCAAAAGAUCUUCGUCAGUUUUUGACUUCAAGAUUUCCAAAGGGUUCUGUUGAUCAUGAACUACAGCAGACAAUUCGUGAUAAUUUGUAUCUUAGAACGGUUCCUUGUACAACUAGACAACCAAGGCCAGGGGAGGUUAAUGGAGUGGACUAUACAUUUCUGUCUAUGGAGGAGUUUAAUCAGCUAGAGAAGAGUGGCUGCUUGCUGGAGAGUGGAUUGUAUGAUGGAAACCACUAUGGUACCCCGAAGCCUCCUAGUGAACCAAAGGGAGGCAACCUUCGGAGAUCCACAUCGAUGGGAGCUCCUCUAUCGGCCAGUGGUGACGGCAAACGCCGCAGAAACAGGAGCAACACUGAGGGUGGCUCCGCUCGUACUUCCCCGGUCCCCUUUCAGUUCGAUGGGGAACGCAAGAAGUCUAUGGAGAAGUUACAGAUUGAUGCUUCAUUAGGUGUAUUACCUCAAAACUGGGAGAAAGCGUAUACCGAAGAUGGCACUGCUUAUUAUAUAGAUCACAGUUCAGAAACAACACAUUGGUUGGAUCCCCGUCUAGCAAAGCUACAGAAACAGCAGGCAGGGGAUUGUCAAGAUAACGGUACUCAUACAUAUCCGCGCACCAAGCGAACAGAGCUUCCAUAUGGCUGGGAGAAAGUUGAGGAUCCCCACUAUGGCACUUAUUAUAUAGACCAUGUAAACAGAAGAACUCAGUAUGAAAAUCCAGUGGCCCAGGCCAAGCGACAAAACCAGGGCACUGAUGUGAUCAGCACACUACCUCGAACCAAGAAAAGUCAGGAUACUGCCAACACCACAAAACGCUCCAUCAGUGACAACAACAUGAAUGGGAGAGCGCCACCUGACUACCAUCAGCUGGGCAGGGGAAACAGAAAACGAGAGAGACGGGUCUUUACCAAGAACCCCGCAGAGUUAAAAGGGGAGAUAAUCACUACAACAUUAGUCAAGAGUACCCGGGGCUUUGGAUUCACCAUUAUUGGGGGUGAUCACACAGACGAAGAAUUCCUACAAAUCAAAAAAGUGGUGGAAAACGGACCGGCACAUCUGGACGGCACCUUACAGACGGGUGAUGUUCUGGUGAAUGUUUGUGAUCGUUGUGUGUUAGGAUAUUCUCAUCAGGACAUUGUCAAUCUGUUUCAAACCAUCCCCGCAGGACAAAGUGUCACAUUAACUGUGUGUCGAGGUUACCCCUUGCCAUUUGACCCCGACGACCCCAACACCGAGAUCAUUGUGACCGUGGCCGUGACCUUACCUAACGAUUCUAACGUUAAUCAGUCCCCGCCCAGUUACUCGUAUUUUCAGGAGACACACGGGCAUCAGGACCAGCACAACACGUCAGCCAAGAGCAUGAAAUCUCUGCCCGACCUGACGCGAUCAACCAACAUACCCCUGAGUCCUCAUUCCCAGAGUCAACCCAACGGAACCGGAGAUGCACCGGAUGUGCUGGGCAUUCAGAAACCGGAAAUUCUCUCCAUUAACAUUGUGAGGGGGGAGAUGGGGUUUGGGUUUACAAUAGCAGACAGUGUGUAUGGACAGAAAGUGAAACAGAUUCUGGAUAAACCUCGCUGUAAAAAUCUCCAGGAGGGGGACAUUUUAGUGAAGAUUAACGACACGAACGUGCAGGAAAUGGUACAUUCAGAUAUUGUGCAAGUGUUAAAGGAGUGUCCUAAAAAUGUAGAAUCUAGGAUAACUGUCCAAAGAGGAGGACUUCCCCCUAAAGUGAAGAAAGCUUCACGAUCAUCACCUCGUUCAUUGGAGGACAGCAAGACAAAUAAUGCUUCCGACACAAGUUUUAGCAGCAAUAACCCACCUGGACAUUACUUCUUUGAAAACCAUUCCCACAAUACAGAUAAACGUGAUGCGUUUGACGGAAUGGAACCUCCUCCCCGACCCAAAACGCCCUCAGAAUCUCGACCCAAAACACCGUCAUAUUUCGAAAAUCGUCCAAAAACACCAACAAGAAACACAGGGAUGUUUGUGAACAACCAACGAGCAAAACCCCCCAUUGCUAGGCCGCCUCCGAGGAAUGAGGAAUACAAUAAAAACUCAACCAAUCAGGAUUUAAAUAUAAGUCACGGAUCAUCGGAAUUUUACUUACCGCCUUCAAAUAAUGACAUGUCUCGUCCACCAACGGGGUCACGGUUUGACCCGAGAUCUGAACAUAGACCUUAUAGUAGAUACCACGAUUCUGGGAACAGCCGCAGUAAUUUUCACGACAGAGACCGAGAAGGCGGGGCAAAACCUGGAAUGUUUAGGAGUCGGACUCCGGGGCCUGAAAUGAUUAACAGGGGAUCGGACUAUAGGAAUGAAUUUCAGAGACCCAAAACCCCCACUGCUCAAGACAUGAGAAGUAAGACUCCACUACCCGGUCAUAGUUAUGGGUAUUCAAAUUCGAACCAUGAUUUCGGUGGUGGGCAUUAUCAGAAUGUUAUGAACGGACGACCGGGAUAUGGAAACAAUCAAAGGUCAUGGGGACAGAAUCCUAAUUUACCUACUUCCCCUCCACCGUUACGGCGAGGGGAUACAGUGAAUAGGAAUAAUGUGAACAAUAUUUCUCAGUGGAGGGAUGGGCUUCCACCCCCUCCCCGCCAGAGCACGUCUUUUGAGGAUGUGAACCCUUUCCCAAGUAACAUUACACAGGUCCCUAAACGAUUCCCCAUGCAGUCUCAUUCCUCUUUUGGGAGUGGGGGACAGUCCAGAUUUGGGACAAGGUUCCCCGACUCGGAUGAUCCAAUUCAUAGUAUGGAGUUCACAAUCACACUGCAGAAACAAGAGGCAGGAUUUGGUUUCCGCAUCAUAGGAGGAACAGAGGAAGGCUCACAGGUUUCCGUAGGACACAUUGUCCCAGAUGGGUCAGCUGAUUUGGAUGGCCGUCUGCGGACAGGUGAUGAAAUCACGCAUGUCGACGGUCAGAAUGUCAUUAAUUCCUCACAUCAUCGGGUGGUCACUCUGAUGACCCAGGCAGGUCAGCGAGGUCAUGUGACACUUGGGGUCAGGAGGCGGGUAUUAGGAGAUUCUGGCUAUCUAUCCUUAGGACACUCCGAUAUUUAUCCUUAUGACGUCCUGGUGACGAGGCGGGAAACGGAAGGUUUCGGAUUCGUCAUCAUCUCCUCUAUUUCCAAGAUGGGCUCAGUGAUAGGUGAGUGUAUCGACCGAGUCAAUGACUGGUUAGAUAGGAAAAAUCUUUACCCAUGGAUUGGUAAAAUCAUUGAGAACAGCCCAGCGGAGAGGUGUGGCCGGCUUCACAUCGGGGACAGAAUCCUGGCUGUUAACGGAGUGGACAUCUCACACAUGCAUCAUGAAGACAUUGUUAACCUCAUCAAAGACUCGGGCUACUCUGUCACACUGACAGUGGGGCCUCCCAUAGAUGAUGCUGCAAGUAAUUCAUCAAAUUCUCAAAAGAGUCCUCAGGGGUCCUUGGUAAAUGCCAUGGCUUAUCCAGCUGUCCCAGACAGUGAUCUAAGAAGGUUCCCUCCUCCUCUCCCCUCCCCCACAGACAGGGGCUAUAAGGACAUCAACAGACAGCAUGCGUUCCUCAAACAUCCGAGUCCAGAUGAGGGGGAGUACUACGUAGAACUGCCCCGGGGAUCCCGGGGGUUCGGGUUCUCCAUACGAGGGGGACAGGAAUUUAACUGUAUGCCUCUGUUUGUUCUGAGGAUCGCGGAGGGAGGAUCUGCGGAUCUAGAUGGAAGACUCCGGGUGGGUGACCAGAUACUCGAAAUUAAUGGCUACAAAACAGAAAGUAUGACACACUCUGACGCUAUAGAUAUUAUACAAAAUGGCGGCCAAACAGUUCGUCUGCUGGUCAGGAGAACGGGAAAACUGCCACCAGCAUUUGAGCCUAGUCCAAUGGUUGGAGGAUAUUCCCCUUCAAAUAAUGUACCAAUGACAAACGGUCCUAUAGGUCAAAGUUCACCAUAUCUGGGUCGCCGCAACAUUGACAUGAGAGAACCAAACUAUUUCGGUUACCAAGGGAAUAGGCAGUAUUCGGGUUGACGGUAGAGAAAGAUGUACAUUUGUGACGGUGCCAAAAACCGAAAGUAGUGACCAGCCAGGGCAAGAAAAAGGCCCAGGUGAUUCUGGACUGUUCCAACCCAGGACAAGACACUGAGAUUGAGAAGUGUGAUACAAGGUUGAUAUUACUGUUAUGUGAUAUUUCAGAGGUUGUUCUUUGGAAAAUAAAAAAAAAAACCAUCUGCUGAGAUGCUUUCCUGUGUAAGUUAUUAACAAGGAGGAUUUUUAUUUUGCAUUUCUUUAAUACAGUUCUUUCAUAUUACAUAAUAGCAUUGUUGUUGAUAUACGUAUACAUUACAUUAAUCAAAUUCUUGUCAGUUGAGUUGCAUUUACAUGUACAUCUAUCAGAUUUUUUGUUGGAUUGCAUUUCUUGAGAGAACACAUUGUAUACAGAUAAGCAAAGAUAAGCUGUGGCAUUUUCUUCUGAUCUAAUGAUUGUAAUUAUUCUCUCUCUGCAAAUUUAAGCUCAGAUUUUUUAUUUCUUUGUUAUGUAAAUAAUACUGUUGUCUAGAAAGGUUGGUGUCCAUGCAGAAUAUCUGAAAUCUGUAUAAUAAAUUUAGUGUGAAACAGUAUGUGUAAGUUCUUAAAGCAAUACAUACAUCGUAACAUGUAUAUCUCCAAAUAUUUAGUAUCUGCUAACUUCUUUCUUGCUUUUGGAUUGCUGUUUAGGAAAUUUUUUAACUUAGGGGGAUUAAAUUCAUUAACUUAAAUUGAUUCAAAUACUAAUUAUAAUGCCAUCAAAUAUGUCAGAUAUUUGAAGGAAGUGAUAUAUAAGGCUUAAUGUUGCCUGAACUUACAUCUUCUAUAUAAAGUUAUAAAUAUGACAAUCUACUACAAUUAACAAAUGUUGGGGCCAGUUUUAAACCUGUGUAUAAUGAGACGGGAUAAUAAUUUAUCAUAAUAAUUAGUAUUCUUUAUUUAGAUGUAAAACAUAUCAGCAGGGCAUAUGGCUGUGAAAGUACUGUACAUGUGUGCCCUUCAGUAUGCAAAGACUAAAUCAAUAUUUUUUUUUUAGAUAUCUGUUAAUGUCAAAUGCAGUGUCUUGUAUAUGCAUACUUUACUACUAAUAUUGUCAGUGGUAUUGUGAAAUGACAUUUUUUUGUGGCUUCAGUUCUUUUUUUUUUUUUUUUAUCUUUUAAGUACUUAUUAUGCCGUUCCUAGAACACUUUAUAUUUCGUUUUUGCUGCUGAUUAACUUUUUUUGCAAUAAUACUUCUUUUAACAAAAUCCGUUGUUGUGUGAGCCUUUUAAAGGCCUUCAUUUCUUUUCUUUUUUUUUCGCAGAAGUUUACUUUGAUAUACCAGUAAAAGUUGUUCAACUAAUAGUGCUUAAAUGUAUAGGUGUAUAUAUAUAUAUAUAUAUUAUACUUUUUACAGUACAGUCUGUAUUAUAACAGUAUGAAGGAAAUGACUGAAAUCAAAUGGAAACAUUAAACUUGUACACACACUAUGAAGUGAUUGCUAACUGUUGCUUGAUAAUACCCUUGUAGAAUUGAGAUUAACUAAAUUUCACAUAUUAAUAAAUAUUUAUAUUAUUUAAAUUUUUAAUGGAAUCUGUAAUACAUAUACAAUUCUAUUACUGAAAUACACAUUUUCUAAAUAGUAUCAUUAGGAAAUUGUGUUCUAAAUCAUUAUGUGAAUCAUUACAUGAAAGAGACAACUAAUUAGACAUAAGAUUUUCCCUCAAGACAGUGUAAGUGUUUUCAUUGAUUGUAAAUUUGUCAUAUAUGAAUGUAAUAUCAUAUCAUUAAUUUAUCAGUAAGGUUGCUUGUCUACAUUAUACAUGUAAGUCUUGUUUUAAUACAAUAUAAAAUAUAUAGAUUUUUACACAAUAUAUAUACAUUGUUUAUUUCAUAGUUACUGGUCAAUUUUCAGAUAAAAUUGUAAGGUUGUAAUUAAUAUAGGGCUUUAGUUAAGGUUGUAAGAUUUACUAUUUAUUGUAUUUUGGCUUUAAAUUAAAAAAAUAAAAUUUCAAAUUAUUGUCCGUCUAUUUUCAAAUUGUUAGUGUAUUUUUACAUAUUCAUUAUAUUGGGAAAGGCAUUUUGUUGUUUGAUCAAAAUUUUCAAAUAUCAUGGUUAUUUACUUUUUUUUUGCGGUAACUUUAUGCAAUGACUUUUGUCGUAUUUAGUUUUAUUUUUUUCCUUAUUUUAAUCAUACCUUAUAAUCCCGAUUCUGUUUUGAUCAUUGUUAAUGGCAGCACUGCGUCAUUGCUAGGUAAAUCAUACAGCAGUUUAUGUUAAACAGGUAGUGAUGUAAAUAUAACAGUAUGUACAGAUAACUAAGUCCAUUAUGUACAGAAAUAAUUUCACUUGUACAGGUCAAAAAAUAAAUUUUUUAUAAUGUGAA
Saccostrea cuccullata (small rock oyster) is the source of this 7040-nucleotide messenger RNA. RefSeq names its product membrane-associated guanylate kinase, WW and PDZ domain-containing protein 2-like. Lineage: Eukaryota; Metazoa; Mollusca; Bivalvia; Ostreida; Ostreidae. The transcript is spliced from 24 exons. Gene Ontology annotation, biological process: signal transduction. Gene Ontology annotation, molecular function: protein binding. Gene Ontology annotation, cellular component: cytoplasm. The coding region runs from base 299 to 4678 and encodes 1459 amino acids. The record is from RefSeq and is a predicted model, not a curated record.